AUGGACAUGAAAGCUGGGAAAGGGCUGAGCGCUGAGGAGAGGGAUGAGAUGAAGGCGGAGCUACGGGAACGGUUUCAGCCUGCCGCCAGGAGUGUCCCUGUUUCUAUCUCCGGUCUGACCGCACUAGCCAACCAGCGCAUUGAAGAUGCCAUCUCGAGGGGUCAGUUCAGAGACUUGCCUCGGGGGAAAGAGAUGGUACGAGAUGCGAGAAGUGACAAUCCUUUCAUUGAUACAACAGAGUAUAUCAUGAACAGGAUGAUUCAACGACAGGAGAUUGUUCCGCCGUGGAUUGAAAAGCAGCAGGAGUUAACAAAAGCUGCGAGGGUAUUUCGAGAGCGACUGCGGAAUGAUUGGAAGAGGCAUGCUUCUAAGAUGAUUGCCUCAAAAGGGGGAACACUUGAGGAGCAAAUGAAACGAGCAGCAGCAUUCGCGGACGCGGAGCUGGCGUGCAAUCCACGAUACAGGAGCGCGGAUCAAGUUGCCGUAUCUUUGAAUGCCACGCACAAGCCCGCCAUGAGAGAUACUGCGUCAACAGCAGCGCAUGUCGGUGCAGAUUCCACCCCAACGGAGGCAUCGGACAAUGUAGGUUCAGUCAACAUGGUUCAAAGGCCAUUCCGUGACUCAGCUUGGGAGCAGUCGGAAAAGGCCUACAUGAACUUGUCGAUUCAGAACCUGAACAAGAUCACAAGGAGCUACAAUCUCAUGGCACCGGAGCUGGCUAAAAAGCCGUAUUUUUCGUUGGAGGGGGAGUUGAGCUCAUGCUACGCAGACGUCGCGCCACUCGUCGCCAAUGAGAUCAAAGUUCGGACAGCGGGACACAAAGCAGCCGGCAAGGCAACACCUGACGGGGCGAGUUCCGGUUCAAGGCUGAUAGACGUGUUUAUUGGAAGUGACAACGUGAAGAUUCAUCUCGAGGGAAAUGAGAAGGCGUAUGGCUUGAAAGAGUGGUGGAGAGACUUUUGGCGAAAGGAAUAA
This is a messenger RNA of Metarhizium album ARSEF 1941, 975 nucleotides long. RefSeq lists its product as uncharacterized. The coding region runs from base 1 to 975 and encodes 324 amino acids. The transcript has a single exon. NCBI's taxonomy places the organism in Eukaryota, Fungi, Ascomycota, Sordariomycetes, Hypocreales, Clavicipitaceae. The record is from RefSeq and is a predicted model, not a curated record.